GCAACCAUGACCGGCCCUAUUAGUAUCGGUUCUGAAUCGGAGUGGAGCAGCCUCCUCUCCGGCACAAAUGUUGUCAUCGCAGAUUUCUACGCCGACUGGUGCGGUCCCUGCAAGAUGAUCGCGCCGACCUUUGACAGCCUCGCCAAGGAACACUCGUCCCCUCGAAAGGUGGCCUUCGCCAAGGUCAACGUCGACAGCCAGGCCGGCAUCGCGCGAUCCAACGGCGUCUCAGCCAUGCCCACCUUCAAGAUCUUCCACAACGGCACCUGCAUCGAGACCAUUCGAGGUGCCAACCCCCCAGCGCUGACGGCGGCCAUCAACAAUGCUGUCAAGCUCGGUGGCGCGACCAAGCCUGGCGACGCAUUCAAGACACCCGGCCGGACGCUGGGCGGAGAAACAAAGUCGGCCUCGCUGGCCAGGCAAUGGAGCUUGAAGGCGCUUAUGGAUAUGUUUGUGACAUUUUUCGGACUGUAUUUUGUGUCCCUGUUCUCGUUCGAUUCAUACAAGGCGGCCGAGAAGAGCGUGUUCAACAUUUACCGUCAACCCACAGUCCAGACUUCCAGUGGAGGGACAGUGGGCGGAGCAUCGAGGCCUGGUCCUCCAAGAUUUUUGCGACAAGAAGCGGCGGCCCCGCGCGCAUCGCCUGAAGAGAUUGAGCAGGUUGUCCGAGAUGCCAAGCAGCGAUUCAGAGAUACCCUGCCAAAGGGAUAUCUCAAUGACGAAGAAUACGCCCUCUACGAACGAUUGUACGGUGCACCCUUGCGAGAGACCAGGCCUGAGGAUGUUGGUAUCCCAGAGCAUGCCGACAUGGGGCCCGAGCCCCCACGACCGGAUAAUGAGGGUACUAUACUACGGGAGGUUGAGGGAGGCGAAUUCGAGGAGAUCGUCUACCAGAUUCCCCGUGAGGAGGCAGCGGAAGACGAGAUAGUGGAAGAGUCUGACGAAGUGCUGCCGCAAUCCGAGCUGGCAGACUUAGCUAUGGAAGAGUCACUACAUCAACCCCCGGGAUAUGUCGAACUAGUGGCAAGGACUCAACGAGAGUACGAUGCGAUGCAAAAAUUGGCCAAGGAUUUUGAGGAGACACGGCGACAGCAGCAAGAGGCAGAGGAUCAAGUGGCGGCAGAGGAGGAGGAGCUCGCAGAGCGUCUGGCGGAGGCCGAGGAGACGCCUCAGUGGCCGGAGGAACAAUGGAGGGAGAGAGUGUCUGGCGAGACUCUGCGAUUUCACCCUCUUUCCAUUGAGGGUCGAUUCCAUGGCAGUCCCGUUGAGAUUUCCCUGCCGCGGGACGAGCUGAUCAUGCCAAUCCGAGACCUUUUGCAGCGAACACACAUUGACCAUGUCAAGAGUGCAGCUGAAGAUGCAUUUGGUGGUGCUGGUCUUCCUUUAUCUCCUGCGACGCCCGAAGGCAAGAGGAAUGGCGGGCAGAGAGCUGCUGGCGUUCACGCAGAUUCCCGACACAUGACCGAGAUUGAGGCGGACGCUUUCAUUGCAGGUUUCUUACCACCUGCCUAUGCCUCCGUUAUGGCUACACUACGAGAGGUCCGGAAGCGAGUUGGAAGUGAGUGGCUACAGUCCAAGCUCAAGGACGGUACCGGUCUCAGCGUUCUCGAUGCGGGAUCCGGUGGUGCUGGCUUGAUCGCUUGGGAUGAGAUUGUGCGAGCAGAGUGGGAUUUGCUGAAGGAGAAUGGCCAAGUCAAAGGACUUGACCCUCCUGGCAAGCGAACAGUUGUGGUUGGAUCAGAUCGUCUACGACAUCGCGCCAAGACCUUCCUCCACAACACCACAUUUCUUCCUCGACUGCCUGAUUAUGAACAUUCAGGAGAGAUGCGUGGCCAGCAUCUGGAUGCAGGAGACAAGCCGCAGGCUCGAAAGAGCUACGAUGUCAUCAUUGCGUCUCACCUCUUCCUCAAGGAGCAGCAAGAUCACUACCGACAAGCCAUCCUCAACAACCUCUGGAGUUUGCUGAAGAAGGACGGGGGUGUCCUUAUUGUUCUGGAAAAGGCUCACCCUCGCGGUUUCGAGGCUGUGGCUCAUGUUCGUGAUACAGUUCUGAAGCAGUUCCUGCUCCCUCAGUCGGGACAGUCUGAGGUUUCCCCUGAGGACUUCAACCCGGCCUAUCAACGCGAGAAGGAGGCUGGACAUGUCAUUGCUCCUUGCACCAACCAAGGAGUGUGUCCCAUGUACCAGGCCACUGGCAAGAGUACUGGCCGAAAGGAUUUCUGCCACUUUAACCAGCGAUUCGUGCGACCUACCUUUUACACUCGCAUGCUUGGAAACAGCCAGGACAACCAGGGCGAGGUCGAGUUCAGCUAUGUGGCUCUCAGACGUGGUGUAGCCAAGGAGAGCCCCUGGACUGGCAAGCAGGCGACGGAGGAGGCUUUCAAGGGAUACGAACACUCAGAGACAAAGCCCGAUAUGCAGACGCUACCUCGAACGAUCUUACCUCCCCUGAAGCGCAAGGGUCACGUCACCCUGGACUUGUGUACCCCCGAAGGCAAGCUUGAGAGAUGGACGGUGCCCAAGAGCUUCGGCAAGGUGGCAUACCACGAUGCCCGCAAGGCACGAUGGGGUGAUCUCUGGGCGCUCGGAGCCAAGACGCGAGUUCUCCGACAGGUCCGGGCGGGUAAAGGACACGACGACGGCGGCAAGCGAGCAGGAGAGGGCAAGAAGCCCAGAAAGGUUGAGAUUGUUAUGGGCCCCGGGGGCAUCAGCGCGAGCGAGAAGAACGCACCCCGGGAGCGUCGCAGCAAGAACAAGCAGGACAAGAAGAGCCGACUGAUCCAGGAGAUCCUAGAGGCGGAGGAGGAAGAGGAGAAGAUGAUUGCCAAGCAGAUGGACGAGGAGGUUGAGGCUGAGCUGGAGGAGGACAGCAGGAAGGGGCGUUGA
Molecule: messenger RNA, 2886 nt
Organism: Fusarium keratoplasticum
Lineage: Eukaryota; Fungi; Ascomycota; Sordariomycetes; Hypocreales; Nectriaceae
Product: Thioredoxin domain-containing protein
Exons: 4
Coding region: 7-2886 (959 amino acids)
Biological process (GO): translation
Cellular component (GO): mitochondrial small ribosomal subunit
Molecular function (GO): structural constituent of ribosome; methyltransferase activity
Source: RefSeq, a predicted model, not a curated record